AUGCGAGGCCUCCUGGAACGCCUGACUGACCCCGAUGACGCAGAGAUGCAGGAACUGCGCCGUAUGUUCAUCUUCAAGAUCGUUCCGCUCCUCAACCCGGAUGGCGUCAUCUGUGGCAAUCAUCGAUGCUCCCUGGCUGCGAGGGACCUGAACCGCCAGUGGAUAAAUCCUUCGUCCACGCUCCAUCCAACCAUCUACCACACAAAGUGCCUCAUCAACCUCCUCGCCGAGGCCGGUAACACACCCUUCGUACGUAAUUCUACGCAUGUUGAGUGGCCUUUUUUGAAAGUUCCUUUGACUACUGCUGUGUCCUGGUAG
Molecule: messenger RNA, 318 nt
Organism: Dibothriocephalus latus
Lineage: Eukaryota; Metazoa; Platyhelminthes; Cestoda; Diphyllobothriidea; Diphyllobothriidae
Source: the annotation of a GenBank genome assembly